Molecule: messenger RNA, 1752 nt
Organism: Drosophila ficusphila
Lineage: Eukaryota; Metazoa; Arthropoda; Insecta; Diptera; Drosophilidae
Gene: Nop56
Product: nucleolar protein 56
Exons: 3
Coding region: 129-1619 (496 amino acids)
Cellular component (GO): box C/D methylation guide snoRNP complex; small-subunit processome
Molecular function (GO): snoRNA binding
Source: RefSeq, a predicted model, not a curated record
UCUUACGUUCCCAACUUGACAUACUGCGGUCACACUUUGAUCGUAGCACGUGGAAAACAACUGUGGGAAGCAUCGUGCGUGGAUAAAAUAUAUAAUUUGUAUAAAAUCGGCAUAUAUUCGGCAUAGUCAUGUCGAACCUGUAUGUGCUGUACGAACAUGCGGCGGGCUUCUCGCUCUUCUCCGUUAAGGAGUUCGAGGAGGUGUCCAUGUUUCUGCCCCAGGUUGAGUCCUCGGUGACAGACCUAGCCAAGUUCAAUUCGAUUGUGAAGCUGGCUGGAUUCGCGCCCUUUAAGACGGCCAUCGCCGCCCUAGAGAACAUCAAUGCCAUUUCCGAAGGCAUUGUGCCGCAGGAUCUGCUUACUUUUCUCGAUGACUUCUUUGCAAAACUGAAGAAGAAGAAGUGCACACUGGGCAUCGCGGAUGCUAAGCUGGGAGCUGCCAUCACCGAGGCGAUUGGCGUCCAAUGCAGCCACUUUGGAGUAGUGCCCGAGAUCCUGCGCGGCGUUCGCUUUCAUUUUGCCAAGUUGGUCAAGGGAUUUACGGAUAAGUCAGCGGGCGUUGCUCAGCUGGGUCUGGGCCACAGCUACUCGCGUGCCAAGGUCAAGUUCAAUGUUCACCGUUCCGACAACAUGAUCAUCCAGUCGAUCGCUCUGCUGGAUCAGCUGGACAAGGAUGUGAACACAUUCUCCAUGCGCAUACGCGAGUGGUACUCGUACCACUUCCCAGAGCUGGUGAAAAUCGUUCCCGACAAUUACAUGUUCGCCAAGGCGGCCAAGUUCAUCAAGGACCGCAAGAACCUCACGCAGGAACAGCUGGAGGAUUUGGAGAAGAUCGUUAUGGACUCGGCCAAGGCGCAGGCCAUCAUCGAUGCUGCUAAGAUGUCUAUGGGCAUGGACAUCUCUAUUGUGGAUUUGAUGAAUAUUGAGUUGUUCGCCGAGCGCGUUGUGAAGCUCUCCGAGUACCGAAAGAAGCUGUCCACCUACUUGCACAACAAGAUGAACCUGGUGGCGCCCAAUUUGCAGUCCUUAAUUGGCGACCAGGUCGGAGCUCGCCUGAUUUCGCAUGCCGGCAGUUUGACCAAUCUGGCCAAGUACCCCGCCUCUACGGUACAAAUUCUGGGUGCUGAGAAGGCGCUGUUCCGCGCCCUCAAGACCCGUUCCAAUACGCCCAAGUACGGUCUUAUCUACCACUCCUCGUUCAUCGGACGUGCUGGCCUGAAAAACAAGGGUCGCAUCUCCCGCUUCUUGGCUAACAAGUGCUCCAUUGCCUCCCGUAUCGAUUGCUUUUUGGAGCAGCCGACCAGCGUGUUUGGUGACACUCUGAAGCAGCAGGUCGAGGACCGUCUCAAGUUCUACGAAUCCGGUAAUGUGCCCCGGAAGAACAUUGAGGUCAUGAAGGAAGCCAUUGAAGCCGCUGGCCAGGAGGCGGCAGCCACUCCUCAGUCGGAGAAAAAGAAGAAGAAGAAGAAGCGAUCAGGGGAAGAUGAGGCCGAGGCCAAUGGAGCCAGCAAUGGAAACGGAGCCGCUGCCGAGGAUGAAAAUGGCAAUGGGAAUGACAGUGGGGAGCCAAAGAAGAAGAAGAAAAAGAAGAACAAAAACAAGGAAGCCGUGGUGGCGUAAUUGUCUCCAUUACAUUCAGCUUAGUUUUAAGUUCAAAUCUACCUUUUACUUUGAUGCUUCUUUUGUAUUUUCUUGACCCCAAUGGAUCCUACUUCUAUUUUAAUAAACACACUUUGGAGGAUAUUCCCCAGAA